AAUAUGUAAUUUACCGAAUUGCCCAUUUUGAAUUUCAAAAUCAAACACAAAACAAACAACUCCUCUCCUUUCAUAAAUCUAAAAAAAUAUAAACCAAAAUCCAACAAAUUAUCUUAUGGACCGAACCAUAAAUCGUAGUAAAAGAAUAGAAAAUUAUUGAUAUAAACCAAACAAAUCCAAAAAAAUUCUGAAACCUCUCAACGAAGCCAAUUUUCAGUUGUACCAUGGCUCAACCUAAGGCAAUUUUCGGUUGUACCAUGGACCAACCGAAAAUCACCUUCGGUUGCACCAUGGCUCAACCUAAGGCAAUUUUCGGUUGAGCCAUGGUGCAACCGAAGGUGAUUUUCGGUUGGUCCAUGGUACAACCGAAAAUUGCCUUAGGUUGAGCCAUGGUACAACCGAAAAUUGGCUUCGAUUGAGGGAUUUUGGAUUUUUACCUCGUCGGAGCCGCUACUCAUGAUUCGGACUUAUUCCCAACGAUUACGACUCGAGAAUGUCAACGAUGAAUUCGAGAGUGUGGGAAAUUGAGUGUUUUUCAUUUUUUUAGUUAAAGUGAUGUUUGUUUUCUAAAGAUGACAAAAGGUUAAAAGUGUAACUUUGUUAUUUUUUAGGACGAUCAAUAGUAAUUUUAAGGACGACGUUUAUCAAUUCCCUUGAUAAAUAUAACCAAACAAAAAUUAAAGUAUUAAACUAUUUUGCUAUUUGUUUUUACUUUUUCAUUUUUCCCAUCAUUGGUAAUUAUGUUUCCGUUGUGCAAGUUCCAAAGAAUCACAAAAACAAGUCCCGAAGAGAGAAACUUUAAAGUGCUGCAAGCUAUGGGAUUCCCUGAAAAAUUUCUGGCUUGGUUGAGAAUGUGUGUCACUACACCGAAGUUCAGCAUUGGUUUUAAUGGUGGCUCAGUAGGGUUUUUCCCAACUAAGAAAGGAUUGAGGCAAGGGGACCCUCUUUCCCCUAUCUCUUCGUUGUGGCCAUGGAGAUUUUCUCUUGUCUGAUGCAUAAAGCAAUUAAUCAGAAUGUCAUGCUCUUUCAUCCUAUGUGUAAAAGACUGAAGCUUACCCACUUAAUGUUUGAUGGCGACCUCUUAUUGUUUUCUGAUGGCUCAAACUUUGGGAUUCAAUGUAUUCAAAAGGUUCUGGAUGAUUUUAGAUACAUGUCUGGGUUAAAAUCAAACCCUUCCAAGUGUGAACUUUACUGUGGAGGCAUUAAUGACCAAUGGCAGGAGCUGAUGUCUCAGUGUUCAGGUUAUAAGUUGGGGUCACUUCCAGUUCGUUAUCUGGGUCUCCCUCUGCUUUCUGGUAAACUUACUAUUAAAGCCUGCAAACCUCUUAUAGAUAGAGUUAUGAGCAGAAUCAAUAGUUGGAAGUCAAAAACUCUUUCUUAUGCUGGCAAACUUCAAUUAGUGAUAUCUGUGCUGUAUAGCCUCUCUCACUUUUGGAUGUCAAUCUUCAUUUUGCCUAAGGCUGUCAUUAGAGCUAUAGAGAAAAUGUGCAGUGAUUUUUUGUGGGGAGUUGUUGAGGGUGCCAGGAAGAAAGCAGUGGUUGCUUGGUCUCGAAUUACUUACCCCAAAAGAGAAGGGGGACUUGGACUUAAAGAUAUGUGCACAUGGAAUCUUGCUUGUGUUGUUAGGCACAUCUGGGUUGUUUUGCUUAGACAAGGGUCCUUAUGGGUUGCUUGGCUCUGGGAAUUUCGUAUAAAAGGGGGCAACUUUUGGACUCUAACAUCCAAAGCUGGAUCUUGGCUAUGGCAGAAAAUUUUGAAAAUCAGAGAUAAACUCAGGGGAUGGAUUUCUGUUGCAUCUUAUGGGGUUUAUUGGAAGGGAGAACUUAUGACUAAAUUUUGCAUAAGGAAUGUAUGGGAGGAGCUUCGUCCAAAAAGGGGGGUUGUCACUUGGAAAUCUUUGGUUUGGAAAGGACCUAGCAUCCCAAAGAACCAGUUCCUGGUUUGGCUGGUUGUCACUGACUGUAUCAUAACUGGAGAGAAAGUUCAGGGGUGGGGUGGCUCUGGUGAUUAUGGAUGUGUCUUCUGCUCAUGUAGCUUGGAAACGAGAUCUCAUCUUUUUGCUUAGUGUUCUAUGUUUAAACAGUUGUUUACAGCUCUGUUUGCUAACUUUGCAGAUCGAGUCCCUGGGAAUCAAUGGGAUGCUGAGCUUCAGUGGGCUAUAUCUACUUUCAAAGGUUCCACAGUCUCAGCACAAUCUGGGAAGCUAAUUUGGCAGGCUUUAAUUGCGUCAAUUUGGAGGGAAAGAUGUUUGAUUAAGUUUGCAGGGAAGAAAGCUGACUUCCAUGCUCUGGUUCAGCGGGUCCAGGGAGAUAUUAGGGUGGUUGUUGAUCCUGGAAUAAUAUGUUUGUUUUUUUUUUGAGCUCUCAGGUGAACUGAUAAGUGAUGUGGUAUUGUUUUAAGUUUCAGGUGUCUGUUGUUCCCUUUGCUUAGCUGGCAGAGCUCUUGCCAGCAAUGUACUUGGUCCGGGCUAUUUGGUUUUACCCGAAACAAACAGGACCGUAUAACUCGGACUGGGACCGGACCGGACCCGGAUAGUAAACAAUCCAAUCCUAUCUUCGGUUUUAGAUUUAAGGUAAAAAAAACCGUUUGGGACCGGAUCGAAAACCGGAUAAAGACCGGAUAAGAGAGCCCAACACCCAAAACUUAACCAACUCCUCACCCUUUGAGACCUUAGGCCACUCAAAUCUCCACAAGCUAAAUCUGAAAUCAAGACCGAAUUGGGACCGAACUGGGUCAAGACCGGAGCGGAUCAAGACCGGAGUGUAUCCAAUCCAAUCUUUGGUCCUUAUAUUCCCGAAAAGACCGAACUGAAAUCGGAUCAAUUCGAACCAAUUUAAACGGACCGGACCGUGUAGCCACCCCUAACACAAAUAAGAAGGAGAACCUCCACCAGUUCUUUCUAGAUAAACCAACAAUGAUAUAAUAUGAAUUAGCACACAUCUAAUCAAUCCCACCAAAAAUUGAAGGAUAAGGAUUAUGCCAUAAAUGGAUGGUUAAAGAAAUAUCACUUAGGAGAGGAUGGCAACUUCUCUGUUUAUGCAUUACUCGCCCUUGGUCAAUUCACUUAUUCACCUACUGUUGAGUGAUAUGAAUGUUCUAAAUUGUUAAGUGAGAAGAUCUAACCUUACUUAGGGCAAAUAAUCGAUCAUUUAAAUAAGAUGCGGAUACUUAA
Molecule: messenger RNA, 3172 nt
Organism: Linum trigynum
Lineage: Eukaryota; Viridiplantae; Streptophyta; Magnoliopsida; Malpighiales; Linaceae
Source: the annotation of a GenBank genome assembly